CGUGUAGUGUCAUCGUCCCUCCUCUUUUUCUAGUCGUACUCGUCGUCGUCUUAUCAAUUCGUGAAGUACAACAUCUUUUGCUUUCCAGCUCCGAAGCCGCAACCAUGUCCAAGAUCCAGGCCGGGCCAGUCGUUGACAUCCUCGGGGAUGAAAUGACCAGAAUUAUCUGGGACAUAAUUAAAGACAAGUUGAUUCUGCCGUUCCUCGACAUCGAGUUGCACACUUACGACCUGGGCAUCGAGAACCGUGACAAGACUGAAGACAAGGUCACCGUCGAGUGCGCCAACGCAAUCAAGAAGUACAAUGUCGGCAUCAAGUGCGCCACCAUCACCCCCGACGAGAACAGAGUCAAAGAAUUCAACUUGAAGCAAAUGUGGAAGUCGCCGAACGGCACCAUUCGAAACAUUCUCGGCGGCACCGUCUUCAGGGAACCCAUCAUUUGCAAAAACAUUCCUCGACUGGUCACCUGCUGGACCAAGCCCAUCAUCAUUGGCCGCCACGCUCACGCUGACCAAUACAAAGCAACAGAACUGAUGGUGCCUGAAGCAGGAAAGGUGCAACUUGUGUUUGUGCCGAAGAGUGGUGGUCCCGGUGAGACCAAGGUGGUGCACGAAUUCGACGGCGCCGGAGUCACCCUUGCCAUGUUCAACACCGACGAGUCCAUUCGCGGAUUUGCGCACUGCUCGUUGCAGUACGCCUUGAACAGGGGCUACCCUCUUUACAUGAGCACCAAGAACACCAUUCUCAAGUUCUACGACGGCCGUUUCAAGAACAUUUUCCAGGAAAUCUACGACAACGAGUACAAGGAAAAGUACGAGGCCAAGGGCAUUUGGUACGAGCACCGUUUGAUUGACGACAUGGUUGCCUACGCCAUGAAGUCCGAGGGAGGAUUUGUCUGGGCCUGCAAAAACUACGACGGCGACGUCCAGUCGGACUCUGUAGCUCAGGGUUACGGCUCAUUGGGAAUGAUGACCUCUGUCCUGAUUUGCCCUGAUGGAAAAACCGUCGAGUCCGAGGCCGCCCAUGGAACAGUUACCCGCCAUUACAGGUUCCAUCAACAGGGCAAGGAAACCUCAACCAAUCCCAUUGCUUCCAUCUUUGCAUGGACCAGAGGGCUCCUUCACCGUGCCAAGUUGGACAACAACGCUGCUCUGAAGAAUUUUGCCGAAAAACUGGAAGAAGUGUGUGUGGAGACCAUUGAAGACGGUCAUAUGACCAAGGAUCUUGCUAUCUGCAUCAAGGGCAUGGCAGGUGUCAAGCGUGAGGACUACCUGGACACAUUCGCCUUCAUGGACAAGUUGGCCGAAAACCUGAAGAAGAAGCUGGCCUGUUGACUAGCAAAGCCCCCUCAAUCUGCGCUUGCCUCAAAAAUGUAAUAAGUUCGAAGAAACACCAAGCAAGUUAAGCUUUAAUUUUUCAAGUCUUCAGAUAAUUUGACACCAUAAGCGGUUGAUUUUUUACUCAUUUAAAAUGCGUGAUGGACAAAUUUGACGGAAUUUAAUUCGAGUGAUGCAAAAUAAUAAUUAUUCAAUGAAUUACUAAUAAAAGUCACACGAAGGGAAAAACUAGUUCAUUAUUUAAAAUUUAAUGUAGACACCUAACAACUGUUUAAAAUAAAAAAUUAAUUAUUUGUAUUUAGUUUGGAUUAAUAA
Neocloeon triangulifer is the source of this 1652-nucleotide messenger RNA. RefSeq names its product isocitrate dehydrogenase [NADP] cytoplasmic (gene Idh). Lineage: Eukaryota; Metazoa; Arthropoda; Insecta; Ephemeroptera; Baetidae. Gene Ontology annotation, molecular function: magnesium ion binding; isocitrate dehydrogenase (NADP+) activity; NAD binding. The record is from RefSeq and is a predicted model, not a curated record. Bases 105 to 1334 code for a protein of 409 amino acids. Gene Ontology annotation, biological process: isocitrate metabolic process. Gene Ontology annotation, cellular component: peroxisome; mitochondrion; cytosol. The transcript is spliced from 10 exons.